This is a messenger RNA of Limulus polyphemus (Atlantic horseshoe crab), 2268 nucleotides long. Its product is annotated as forkhead box C1-A-like. NCBI's taxonomy places the organism in Eukaryota, Metazoa, Arthropoda, Merostomata, Xiphosura, Limulidae. The transcript has a single exon. Gene Ontology annotation, biological process: anatomical structure morphogenesis; regulation of transcription by RNA polymerase II; cell differentiation. Gene Ontology annotation, molecular function: DNA-binding transcription factor activity, RNA polymerase II-specific; RNA polymerase II cis-regulatory region sequence-specific DNA binding. The coding region runs from base 284 to 1945 and encodes 553 amino acids. The record is from RefSeq and is a predicted model, not a curated record.
UAUGAGCGAGCAGGAAAGAUGCAAAGAAUGGAAGAGAAGACAGUGAUUGUGCCAGGAAAGCGCUGAAGAUUUCACGGCUGAGUUCUAAGCUUGGUACAUUGCCAAAAGUAAGCUUCGAAGACCACCGUUAGUAGGGACGUUUAAUUUUGUUUUCCGUUAUUCAUAAGAAAGCAAGGCUGUUUAGUGUGUCUCUACCAUCACGAGUUUGAUCUAGCGUAUUUUUUCAAAUUCAAUAUCCUAAACCGUUCAUGUAAAUAUACACAAACAAAAUUAUAGGAAGAAAAUGCAUACUUUAUACGGUGAACACCAAAACUACUAUCGGUACGGAGGGUAUUCUACAUUAGCUGUGAAUACCAUGUACCCUAGUGCUGGUAUGGUAUCAGGGUUUACUGGUCAGAGCCACCCCACCCAGGACCAGUAUACCACGACAAUUAUGAGAACUUCGCCGUAUGGCCCGACUUAUGGCCCUGCUGUACCGCAGGCAACGCAGCCUGCUCCGAAAGACAUGGUCAAACCACCGUACUCUUACAUUGCCCUAAUCGCUAUGGCAAUUCAAAAUUCUCCAGAGAAAAAGAUAACGUUGAACGGAAUUUAUCAGUUUAUAAUGGACCGGUUUCCUUUUUACAGAGAAAAUAAACAAGGAUGGCAAAAUAGUAUUCGACAUAACUUGAGUCUUAACGAGUGUUUUGUGAAAGUUCCGCGAGACGAUAAAAAACCGGGAAAAGGAAGUUAUUGGGCCUUAGAUCCAGACAGUUUAAACAUGUUUGACAACGGUAGCUACUUACGGCGAAGGAAGCGAUUCAAGAAAAAGGACACAGGUCGUCAAAAAUUACCGAUGGAUGUGUCUCAGGAAGAAGGGCAGAAGAAAAAAGAAAUUAAAACUAUACAGAAUGAUAACGACAGAAGCAGUUUACUAGGAAGUAGCUCAGUCGAAUUAGGUGUCGAAAACAAACGAGCUAACCAAGACUCUAGCAACCUGACAAUCCAAACAAAAAUAGCCUUCACUAAGGACAACAUAAACAGUAGCACUGCCAGGGAACCAGUCUCUUAUCUGAAUGGGGAGUGUCGGCAGUCUCAAACCCUCAACAGAUCGUCACCGCAGACAUCAUCAGUUCCACCUUUAUCCACGAUAACUCCCAAAAUUGAGCUUAUGGAUAGUUACGAUUAUCCAGCAUGUAUGCAGCAAAGAGUAAUAAAGUGUAAAUUCGAAGGUAAAUCUGCUUUAACCAACGGUGAGAGACCCCACUCUUCAUUAUUAGAUGCAGUUGUAAACGAUAACCCAGGAACGUCUACGAUGGGAUCUUUUCCCGUAAGUUCACUGAUUGAUACUCAAAAACAUUGUUCCACAUUAGAUAACUUAUCUCCAGAAGAAGUUCGUCGUGAGAGAAUAAAUCCUUGUACCGAUCCUAAUGGACACUGUACUACAGGAAUGUUUUACACUCGUUCCCCAAUGUACUCUGAUCUUCCUUCUUGUAAUAGCUCUUCCAAUGUCGUCAAUUACCAGUGUUCUACGUCUCCCGGGCUUUAUCCUCCAGAAUGCGGCAUGCGACCUGCUGGAAUCUGUCCCGUUGUCGAACACCUCCCCAGCGACGGAAGCCACACAGGUUCCGGCAACAGUACCUGUUCUCUCACAGUGAAUGAGCUAACUAGAAAUUCUUCCUCAUCAGCGGCUCAGAACUAUCGAAACGGGCGUCGUACGAACAGUCCAUCUUCUUCCUGGUACCCUUACAGCACAUCAGGUGACAUAGUGUCUGGCAACUGCUCCUUCAGCACGGACAGACUAUCAGCGGUCAACGGUUUUCAAAGUGUCCGAGACAUAUUUGAGAAUCAGCGGCUCAUUUCUUCCACAGCUCCCGUCAACCCAAGCUGCCAGCUCGGAUUCAGUGGCGCAGGCUUCCAGCACAGGUCGGUGCCGUCACCUUUUUACGACUGUAAUCGGUUUUAAAGAUAUUCAAGCAUAUUCGGGAAAGAAAUAUGUAUAGUAUAAAGACACUUGAAGCGGAAGAACUUUGUAAUGCUAUAUCUAUAAAAUUAUGAUAAAUAAUCACCUGAUCAUUGUAUAUAGUAUUUUGAGCACUGACUCUUUAUGCUGAAACAAUCUUAUCCGUUUCUGUUUUCUUGUGUCUCAAAAGCCAUAUGAAUUCAAUUGUAGCAAUGGAACAACGGUGUGCAUGUUUUGGUGAAACGAUUAUAUCAGCUUCCAUCAAAAGCUCUAUGUUAUAACUAUAUGUAUGUAGAUUUCAAAGUGUGUUUUGUAUAUAUCAUAAA